Aureobasidium pullulans EXF-150 is the source of this 1199-nucleotide messenger RNA. Its product is annotated as HSP20-like chaperone. Gene Ontology annotation, biological process: protein complex oligomerization; response to heat; protein folding. The record is from RefSeq and is a predicted model, not a curated record. The transcript has a single exon. Bases 214 to 975 code for a protein of 253 amino acids. NCBI's taxonomy places the organism in Eukaryota, Fungi, Ascomycota, Dothideomycetes, Dothideales, Saccotheciaceae.
CUUUGUCAGGAGACAUGACUGGCACCUUCUAGAGGUGCAUUAUGCAGCAGCAUUGUGGUGGUGAGACUGGACGAGCACAUUCUGGUAUACUCUGGCAGCUUAGAGAUGACUGCCUGGAGCAUUGGCUAAAAGGUAUAAAGGGAGCAGUCGAGUCCACCAUGGAAUCUCAUCAUCAGAACAGAAAACAACCACAACAACCAAGCAAACAAUUACAUGCAACACUACCGCAUCUCCAACAAGCUCCCUCAAGCUUACAGAAUCAUCAAAAUCGCUCAGCCUACUCCAGUCAGAACAAUGUUCUCCUUCCCACGCUUCCCUUCUGGCGAAUUCGCCCCUCUCUUCCGCCUUCUGGACGACUACGCUUCUCACCAGAUCUCUCGUCAAGGCGAUGAGUUUGGAAACUUCAGCAAUCUGUCUCAGCUUCAAUCCUUCCAGCCUCGCUUCGAUGUGAAGGAGGUCAAGGAUGGUUAUGAGCUCCAUGGCGAGCUUCCCGGAGUCGAUCAGAAGGACAUCCAGAUCGAGUUCACUGAUGCUCAGACCUUGAGCAUCAAGGGACGUACCGAACGCCAUCGCGAGUCCGGCACUCCUCCUGCCGCACUCGAAGGUCAGCAGGAGCAGGGCCGUAUUGCCUCCGCUGAACAGUCAUCAGACACCUCCAGUCAGCAUUACCACAAGCCCACCGUUGAGGACGAGACCACAAUGUCUGGUGCUCAACCUUCUGACCAGUCCGCAGAGGACCAGCAAGUCGUCACCACCAACAACAACAACCAGAACCAGGAAGUCCAGCAAGCAUCCGAGCGUCCUCAGUCUCGAUACUGGGUUUCUGAACGCUCAGUCGGCCAAUUCUCACGCUCUUUUGCCUUCCCUUCUCGCGUCGACCAGGACAAUGUCCGUGCUAGCCUCAAGAAUGGCAUCUUGAGCAUCGUCGUUCCUAAGGCAUCUGCACCCACCACUCGCAAGAUCAACAUCGAGUAAGCGACACAUUUUCACACCACCAAGAUCCAAGAAGUCAAUUGGCUUCACGAGCAACGAACACUAUUGGACCAGAUGCAUAGCAUGGAGUUUCUGUCUGUUUUGUCUUUGUUAGCAUUAAUGUCUGUUUUUCUUUGGUUCUUCAUUCUGUUUCCCCUGAUGAGUUUCUGCUUUUUUGUAUGAAUUAGUUUAUACUGUAAUAUAAAUACAACCAGUCUGCUUCGCAA